Messenger RNA from Stereum hirsutum FP-91666 SS1, 574 nucleotides. Its product is annotated as DUF1857-domain-containing protein. NCBI's taxonomy places the organism in Eukaryota, Fungi, Basidiomycota, Agaricomycetes, Russulales, Stereaceae. The transcript is spliced from 3 exons. Bases 1 to 468 code for a protein of 155 amino acids. The record is from RefSeq and is a predicted model, not a curated record.
AUGUCCGCUCCUAAGGCCUCUAUCGCCGCCACGCGCCCCGUCAACCCGUCCGGCGUAUCGCCCACACUCACCGCAGACCAGCUCUGGAAAGGGCUUGUCAUCAAGUCCCGUGAACCACAACGCUUCCUCGAGUUCUUUGAAUCGUGCGAGAUCGUCAAGGAUGAAGGAACUCUGAUAUCCCGCCGUGCAAAGACCAAGACCGGACAGAUCAUUGAGGAAGAUGUUCACCUAUAUGAGCCUACUAUUUGUUACUUCGAAUCUGGAUCCUUCCGCGUCACCAACAUCAUCUCCUACGACUCUGCCGGCGAGCUCCAGCUCACCUUCUCCUUCUGCAACGGCAUUCCUGGCCCGAAUCCCGAUGAGGCCCUCACUAACCCGGUUGUAGCUGCGAACAAGGUUGGCGAGGGAGCGGUCAAUCAUACGCUCGAGGCUGUGAGGGCGUUAGUCAGGUCUGGAGAGAUCCAGUAGCUGAGCAGUGGGAGAAUGAUGAUGUGUACCAGUGAUCCGUGAGAGUGGGUAGGUUUGUACUUUAGGAAUAGAGGUUGUAUCAGUUUCGUCUGUGAAUCGUAUUUUU